Molecule: messenger RNA, 312 nt
Organism: Brenthis ino (lesser marbled fritillary)
Lineage: Eukaryota; Metazoa; Arthropoda; Insecta; Lepidoptera; Nymphalidae
Source: the annotation of a GenBank genome assembly
AUGUUGCUAAAUUUCUUUUUGGUAAAUAGUAUGAAGAAAUUAAAACACAGUCAUGUAUCAGGCAAGCGAAUAGUAAAAAGCAGUAAUGUGUCUUCCAAAGAAGUCAGCAAUAAUAAGCCGACAAAAUUAGAAUCCAUUGAUGAAGAUGAUCAAGGAUUCGGAGGAUGGCUCAGAUCUGAAGAAGGAAUGGAAAAUAUGAAACUGUUUGUGAUAGCUAAUACCAUCGUCUUGCUCACUACAAUGACGUACUCUCAUAUACAAUACUUUAUUGGAAUGAUAUCAGAUGCUUUGUAUGGUGCCGAUGGUGUUCUA